GGAAUUGACUCAAAAUCCCCUGAAAAAGAUCUGGAUGCCGUACAGCAACGGGCGGCCCGCCCUGCACGCCUGCCAGCGCGGUGGAAUAAUGAAACAUUGUGAUGAAUUUGCAAGUUGGCAAGGACCUCGGAGAACAUCUAGUCCAGCUCCUGGUGCAUGAAUGGAAUGGAGCCCAGGAGACUGGUCUGCAUGACCAACUGCCCGACGCUCAUCGUCAUGGUGGGCCUGCCAGCCAGGGGCAAAACCUACAUCUCUAAAAAGCUGACUCGCUACCUGAACUGGAUCGGCGUGCCCACGCGGGAGUUCAACGUUGGCCAGUAUCGCCGGAACGUGGUCAGGACGUACACCUCCUUCGAGUUCUUCCUUCCAGACAACGAAGAGGGCCUGAGGAUCAGGAAGCAGUGUGCGCUGGCAGCCCUCCGUGACGUCCGGCGGUUCCUCAGUGAGGAGGGGGGACAUGUGGCGGUUUUUGAUGCAACGAAUACCACCCGCGAACGGAGGGCGACCAUCUUUAAUUUCGGGGAGCAGAACGGCUACAAGACCUUCUUCGUGGAGUCCAUCUGUGUGGACCCUGAGGUCAUAGCUGCCAACAUCGUGCAAGUGAAGCUGGGCAGCCCCGACUACGUCAACCGUGACAGCGACGAGGCCACGGAGGACUUCAUGAGGCGCAUCGAGUGCUACGAGAGCUCGUACGAGUCUCUGGACGAGGACCUGGACAGGGAUCUGUCCUACAUCAAGAUCAUGGACGUGGGGCAGAGCUACGUGGUGAACCGGGUGGCCGACCACAUCCAGAGCCGCAUCGUGUACUACCUCAUGAACAUCCACGUCACCCCCCGCUCCAUCUACCUCUGCCGGCACGGGGAGAGCGAGCUCAACCUCAAGGGCCGCAUCGGCGGGGACCCGGGGCUGUCCCCCCGGGGCCGGGAGUUUGCCAAGAGUCUGGCCCAGUUCAUCAGUGACCAGAACAUCAAGGACCUGAAGGUCUGGACCAGCCAGAUGAAGAGGACAAUCCAGACGGCCGAGGCCCUGGGCGUGCCCUACGAGCAGUGGAAGGUCCUCAAUGAGAUCGACGCGGGCGUCUGUGAGGAAAUGACCUACGAGGAAAUCCAGGAGCAUUAUCCACUGGAGUUUGCCCUGCGGGACCAGGACAAAUACCGCUACCGGUACCCCAAGGGGGAGUCCUACGAGGACCUGGUCCAGCGACUCGAGCCUGUCAUCAUGGAGCUGGAGAGGCAGGAGAACGUGCUGGUCAUCUGCCACCAGGCCGUGAUGCGCUGCCUGCUGGCCUACUUCCUGGACAAGACGGCGGAGGAGCUGCCCUACCUCAGGUGCCCGCUGCACACGGUGCUGAAGCUGACCCCUGUGGCGUACGGUUGCAAAGUGGAGUCCAUCUACCUGAAUGUGGUAGCGGUGAACACGCACCGGGACAGGCCCCAGAAUGUAGACAUCUCGCGGCCUCCAGAGGAAGCCCUGGUCACAGUCCCUGCUCACCAGUGACCCCGUCUCAUCCACUGCGACCCCCGGGCAGGCGUCGGUCUCCGCGGAACUGACGCAGGAACACCCUCGAAGCCAUGUGCGGCCGGGGCCCCCAGCACCCGCGCCCCAGUCCACCUGUUUCCUGUCGACAGUGACGGGGUGGUGCCCGAUGCCACUAAAAGUCAUUCAGCCAGACUGUGCCCGCUCCGGGCGGUGUGAGGUCUCCAGCCCCUGCCUAGUCCUGCUCCGGUAUAGCCUUCAGGUCUUCCCUCCCACCGUUAGCGUGAAACCCUACAAUGUGAAACCGGGUGUUCCCACCACGGCCAAGCCGCCUGCGCGCCCCUGGGGACGCCUGCAGGGGCUCUGCCGCCCUGUCUGCGGCCAGCUCCUGAGCCAGAGGCAUGCGUGAGAGGCCAGGUCCUCACGGCUGCCGAGGUCCGCCGCCCCAGCUGAGAGGAGCGCCCUGGUCGCCGAGCCCUGCCUGGAGCCGGAGAGCUUGCACCUGCGCGGACACCUGGGCGGCCAGACCCGAGGGUCUGUGCCCCUCGGGAAGGUGACGGGCUCGCAUCGAUGCGACGCGACGUGCAGGCACGUGCCCGGAGCUCAGCACCGUGGCCACCCUUCCCAGUCACGUACACUGGAGUAUUUUGGGAGCCGGUAGCCAAGGCCCCCCUUCCUGACUACUCUCUCAGUGAAACCAGGGAAAGAUGGGGCCGGGGUGGCGGGGGGUUGUUUGAAUCACCCUCCCCAGGCCCCGACUCGAAGGGGAGGCUGCCGGCCCAUCUCCUGCCCCUCCCUGCCACCCCGCCACCAGGCUUCCUCUGGGCCCCUGUGCCUGGGUCCGCACAGGCGUGCGCACCGGGCCGGGGACGGACGUUUGCUGUGAAAGGUUCGGAAGAGCUUGUGGUGGUCCCGCACGGCCUGGGGGCCUGGCCUUGGCUGACCGCCACCUGUGGUGCUGAGCGGCAGGGAGGCCGGAACCCGGAGGGAGCUGGUCCACGGGGGACUUUCUCGGACACCUCGCAGCCUUUGAUGCACGUGCACAGGAGCCUGUUGGAAGUGACUUCGGGGGUCUGCCAUCUGUCACGCCCCUGAGCCCUCGGGGCCCAGAGAGGCAGGUCAGGCAGCAGCCGGAGACACCUGCAGGCUCGGGGGGGUGGGGGGUGGAGAUGUCUGGGUUUGUAGUCGAAUGCCUCCUGCCCACGGGGGACCUUGGUGGAGCCAGGCCCUGGGACCCGAAGCCCACUUGGUCCCCACAGCCCUCCCAGGGCCAGGCCUGGCGGGGCAGCCCACCUGCCCCACGCCCCAGGGCUGUGCAGCUCCCGGGAGCCUCCUGCCGCGGGGGUGGGGGAGCGUGUGCCCUGCCCGUUGCGGGGGGUCUCGCUUUUGUGUGCUGCAGCCGCUGUGGACACACGUGGUGGGGAGAUGAUGUCGGGUGAGGCCGGGGCAGCGGCCCCCACCCCGGACUCACCUCCCGUCAGAGCCCUGGAGCCGGAGGACCAAGCCCCCAUCUUUGGGUCGGGGGGACUUCUGCCUUUGCCCCUGUGUCCACUGGGGUUUUGGCGACUUGACCACAUGGACACACUCACUUGUUAGCCAUAGCGGGUCCCUUCGGCCCUUCGGUCGGUGGCGCACGUCUGUGGAUGUCACCGCCCCUCCGGGACCUCAGGCCAGCUGAGGCGAGACCAGCGAGGCCUUUUCGCUCCGUGUCCAGAGGGGGGUCAGGACCUGCGGGACCUGGGUGUGUCCCGAGGACUGGGCCUGGGGCCGCAGCAGGGCCUCGGGCGGCCCUCCCCGCCUCUGCCUGCGAUGGCUCUUGGCUGCCAGGCCUCAGCCACGACAGUCACUGUGCUUCUGUGGUGGCUGUUUUCCUGCUCUCCCCAGAGCGGGUGGUGUUGGGUCUCGCCGCGCAUCACACUGUGUCCAGCGUUCUUUGCAAUAAAUACAUUUUUUUAAAGA
Molecule: messenger RNA, 3435 nt
Organism: Phyllostomus hastatus (greater spear-nosed bat)
Lineage: Eukaryota; Metazoa; Chordata; Mammalia; Chiroptera; Phyllostomidae
Gene: PFKFB4
Product: 6-phosphofructo-2-kinase/fructose-2,6-biphosphatase 4
Exons: 15
Coding region: 157-1497 (446 amino acids)
Biological process (GO): fructose metabolic process; fructose 2,6-bisphosphate metabolic process
Cellular component (GO): cytosol
Molecular function (GO): ATP binding; 6-phosphofructo-2-kinase activity; fructose-2,6-bisphosphate 2-phosphatase activity
Source: RefSeq, a predicted model, not a curated record